UGAGGCUUGAACUUUGAAGGUUAAUGAUAUGGCAAAAGAAUUGGAUAUCCUGCUAUCAUCCAUAGAACAAGAAGGUGGAUUCUGGGAUGCCUGCACUGUCUUGCAGCAAACUUCAGUUAUGACAUUGGAGGAGGGUCUGCAGAAACUUUCAGCGAUAUCUUGGAUAUGCAAGAACAAAGUAGAAGAUCAACUGAUGAAGAUUCAGGAGCUUUGGAACAAGAAGUUACAGAGAAGUAGUGCCAUAAAUAUAAUGGACUGUCCACUUUGCUUAAUUAUUUCGAAGAUUGUAUUGUAGAAAAUUCUGCAAAAGCUUAAUUUAUAAU
Molecule: messenger RNA, 323 nt
Organism: Ananas comosus (pineapple)
Lineage: Eukaryota; Viridiplantae; Streptophyta; Magnoliopsida; Poales; Bromeliaceae
Product: nuclear pore complex protein NUP214-like
Exons: 4
Coding region: 29-295 (88 amino acids)
Biological process (GO): RNA export from nucleus
Molecular function (GO): structural constituent of nuclear pore
Source: RefSeq, a predicted model, not a curated record